This is a messenger RNA of Nerophis ophidion (straightnose pipefish), 1358 nucleotides long. It is a transcript of the gene fgf24, whose product is annotated as fibroblast growth factor 24. Lineage: Eukaryota; Metazoa; Chordata; Actinopteri; Syngnathiformes; Syngnathidae. The record is from RefSeq and is a predicted model, not a curated record. Gene Ontology annotation, molecular function: type 1 fibroblast growth factor receptor binding; growth factor activity; type 2 fibroblast growth factor receptor binding. Gene Ontology annotation, cellular component: cytoplasm. Gene Ontology annotation, biological process: positive regulation of gene expression; heart morphogenesis; limb morphogenesis.
AAAAGCUUGCGGGCGCACCAGGAGGCGAGAAGCCGCGAGAAGCCAGAAGGCGCGUGGAUGCUCGACGUCGGCUUUCCUCGCAGCCAUGGGAACUUCGGGCUCUUCCACUCCCAACUUUCACUUUGGGACUUUGUGAUCGCGGGAUUUGCUCCGUUUUGCUGAGGACAUUGGAUCCGAGUUGGAAGAAGGAAGACCCUCCCUCAUGUGGCCUCUGGUGGCCCCCAAGCUGGGACUCUUCCACCCCCGGCGGCUCCUGCUCGGAACUCUGUGCGUAAAAGGCGCACUGAGCUCCGCAGGGGAGUAGAAGGAAGGUGGGCUCGACCUUCCUCUUCUGCUUCUUUUUUUUCCUCCUCUUCUUGCCGUCUUCUUGCCCCCAUCCCCCCCCCCCCCCCCCACCCUCCAUCGGCGUGCGCAGGUGUAUUUGUGUGCGCCAUCAAGAUGUCGCCGCUGCCCUCCAGGUUCUUCUACCUGUGUUUCCAUUUCCUGGUGCUCUACUUUCAAAUACAGGAGUCCCGGCAGAGCUCGGCUGACUUCAGGUUCUACAUCGAGAACCACACCAGGCACCCUGACGACCUGAGCCGCAAACAGGUGCGCAUAUACCAGCUGUACAGCAGGACCACGGGCAAGCACGUCCAGAUCCAGGGCAAGAAGGUCAACGCCAACGGAGAUGAUGGGGGCAAGUAUGCGCUCCUGGUGGUGGAGACGGAGACGUUCGGCAGCCAUAUUCGUAUCAAAGGCAAGGAGAGCGAACAUUACAUCUGCAUGAACGACAAGGGCAAAGUCGUCGGGAGGCCCGACGGCAGGAAGCAGGAGUGCGUGUUCGUGGAGGAGUUCCUGGAGAACAACUACACGGCGCUGGUGUCGGCCAAGUACAGAGGCUGGUUGGGCUUCAACCGCAAGGGGCGUCCCAAGAAGGGCUCCCGGACCAGCCAGCUCCAGCAGGAGGUGCACUUCAUGAAGCGCCACCCCAGGGGCCGAGAGGAGCCACCGGGGGAGUUCCACUUCACCACGGUCACCAAGCGGACACGGAGGGCUCGCCGACUCAAAGCCAGGAGGACUUGAUGGACAUGAAGAAGAAAGGAGAGCUUUUAUUUUUCUUCUCUGGCUGGAUCCGAGGCAGGAAGCUGCUGGGCCAAAUGGGAUUUACUUCUGUUGCCCCCGACGACCAGGACGCCAUACUUUCCAGGUGGAAUUAUUACACCUCACGCUGCUUGGUCUUCCGCUUCAUCCUUUUGGCCAUGAAGACUUCUUCUACCUCCUCCUGGCCAGCAGCUCCAGGACACAAGAAGAUAUUUAUUGUACACAACAUGUCUGAUAUAGCCUCGCCUAAUAAAAGGAGGAAUAUAUUUUCAAGUAAA